This is a messenger RNA of Myodes glareolus (Bank vole), 4681 nucleotides long. Lineage: Eukaryota; Metazoa; Chordata; Mammalia; Rodentia; Cricetidae. The record is from RefSeq and is a predicted model, not a curated record.
GAAACGUGUUUUUAUAAAUAGCUCCAGCCCCAGCUGAUUUGUAAAUUCAGUGGGUUUUUUUGUGUCAAUGACAUCACCCUCCUCCCCAUGGCAACCCCCGACGAUAUCAAAAUUGCCAGGCAACGUUGGAGCUGCUCGCACCCUAAAGGAGCAGGUCGCUGCCUGAGGAUCUAAUGGAGAAAUCCCAAAGUGAGCUGGGGUGCACGGUGGAGGAGGGGCGCGCCGCGGCCGGGGCUACGGGGCCCUGAUCAAUCGGCCAGAGGAAGGCGGGAGAGGCUGCUGCUUGCUCCACAGCCUGGACACGCUGGAGGCUCCACGCCAGCCCCUCCUGAAAGCAGCGGCGGACCACAGCAGGUGGGGGGAGGGCACUGCUCGGUUCCUGACGUACCGGGAGCAGCAAGCAGCCAUCCAGGUGACUAAGCCGGCCCACCGUCACUGAGUCACCCACCCGCCUUGGCUUUUCUUCCUUCCCCCUUUGCAUCUGAUUAUUUGGGGAGCUGAAAACUUGGAGGUGUACCUGAGGCCCGCCCCUUCUAACUCUCCCCUCCCUGCCUCGGCUUGGAGGAAGAUGGAACUCGCUGGGAAGCUGCCACUACCCCCUAAGGACAUGGAAGGCACGGAGGGAGCCAGAGGUGCCCAGGGAGAGACCGCAGCUGGCAGAGUACAAUAGCAGACAUGGUGAUCAGGCUGCCCCUGUGUCCUCUGAAGGUGCUAGAAGAGAAGGGGAGUCUGGUCCAAACCGACUGGAGUCCUCCUGUGUUGGCUUUGAGCUCACCUCUCAAGGGGAUCUUCCUGUAAGCGGGUGGCUUCCAGGGCCAUUGGUAUUUGGAAAGCAAGGCUGGAUUGGCAUAGGCAGGCCUGUGCAGGUAGAGCAGCUUUCGGGGCUUCAGACAAUCACCAGCCUGCGGUGGGAGAGACUGAGGCCCAGUUGCCCGGAAGGAGUGCUGAGGCCGUCAGAGGACUGGCCCUGGAAGGUCCUGGGAUCUUCCCUCCCCUUCGUGCUCUAGAGAGCUGACUGAAGAAUAGUGAAAGGCGAGGAGAGAAGGCCACAGGAGGAGCUGCACCCCGGUGCCUCGCCAUUCGCGUUUUCUCAGCCUGUGGUCCAUCCUCGGAAUCCCUUUAGCGAGCUCAGCUUGUUUUCUUUGAAAGGCAUUCAAGGUGUGGAAGCCACACGUCAUCCAAAGCUGGGUGUGGCCGGAUAAGGCACCAUGUUCCGAAAGAAAAAGAAGAAACGCCCUGAGAUAUCAGCCCCUCAGAACUUCCAGCACCGUGUCCACACCUCCUUUGACCCCAAGGAAGGCAAGUUCGUGGGCCUCCCCCCACAAUGGCAGAACAUCCUGGACACCUUGAGGAGGCCCAAGCCUGUGGUGGAUCCUUCUCGAAUCACACGGGUGCAGCUGCAGCCUAUGAAGACGGUGGUGCGGGGCAGCUCAGUGCCCACGGAGGGCUACAUCUCAGGGCUGCUCAACGACAUCCAGAAGUUGUCGGCUAUCAGCUCCAAUACCCUGCGCGGACGCAGCCCCACUAGCCGGCGGCGGGCACAGUCCCUGGGGCUGCUAGGGGAGGAGCAAUGGGCCGCUGACCCGGAUAUGUACCUUCAGAGUCCUCAGUCUGAGCGCACGGAUCCCCAUGGCCUCUACCUCAGCUGCAAUGGGGGCACACCAGCAGGUCACAGGCAGAUGCCGUGGCUGGAGCCACAGAGCCCACAGGCCCUGCCCAAUGGGCUGGCUGCCAAGGCACAGUCUUUGGGCCCUGCUGAGUUCCAGGGUGCCUCGCAGCGCUGCCUGCAGCUGGGUGCUUGCCUACAGAGUUCCCCACCCGGCACCUCACCCCCUAUGGCCACAGGGAGGCGUGGGGUGAAGGCUGCCAAACAUAGCUCAGAAGAGGUGCGGCCACAGUCCUGCCUGGUGGGCUCAGCCAUUGGCAGGCCAGGUGGAGAGGGCAGCCCUAGCUCGAAGAACCAGGAAAGCAGCCUCAAGCACCGGCUCUUCCGAAGCAUGUUCCUGUCCACUCCUGCCGCAGGCACUGCAAGCAGCAGCAAGCCGGUCCCUCUGCCACAGAACAAGCUCAACUCUGCUUUCCGACCGCCACAAAAAGAUUCCUCCUCAAACCUGGUGGCCAAGGCCCAGUCCUUACCCUCAGACCAGCCUAUGGGGACCUUCAGUCCUCUGACCACCUCGGAUACCAGCAGCCCCCAGAAGUCCCUCCGCACAGUCCCAGUCGCCGGCCCACUUCCAGGCCGGUCUUCUCCAGCAGGCUCCCCCCGCACGCGGCAUGCUCAGAUCAGCACCAGCAACCUAUACCUGCCCCAGGACCCCACCGUGGCCAAGGGGGCCCUGGCUGGCGAGGACACGGGCAUUGUGACACAUGAGCAGUUCAAGGCUGCACUCAGGAUGGUGGUGGACCAGGGUGACCCCCGGCUGCUGCUGGACAGCUAUGUGAAGAUUGGGGAGGGCUCCACGGGCAUUGUGUGUCUGGCCCGGGAGAAGCAUUCGGGUCGCCAGGUGGCCGUCAAGAUGAUGGACCUCAGAAAGCAGCAACGCAGGGAGCUGCUCUUUAAUGAGGUGGUGAUUAUGCGCGACUACCAGCACCUCAACGUGGUGGAGAUGUACAAGAGUUACUUGGUAGGCGAGGAGCUGUGGGUGCUGAUGGAGUUCCUGCAGGGCGGGGCCCUCACAGACAUCAUCUCCCAAGUCAGGCUGAAUGAGGAGCAGAUUGCUACUGUGUGUGAGGCUGUGCUUCAGGCCUUGGCUUACCUGCACGCCCAGGGUGUCAUCCACCGAGACAUCAAGAGUGAUUCCAUCCUGCUGACCCUCGACGGCAGGGUAAAGCUCUCAGACUUUGGAUUCUGUGCUCAGAUCAGCAAAGAUGUCCCCAAGAGAAAGUCCCUGGUAGGAACCCCAUACUGGAUGGCUCCUGAAGUGAUCUCCAGAUCUCUGUAUGCUACCGAGGUGGAUAUCUGGUCUCUGGGCAUCAUGGUGAUUGAGAUGGUGGACGGAGAGCCUCCCUACUUCAGCGACUCCCCAGUGCAAGCCAUGAAGAGGCUCCGGGACAACCCCCCACCCAAGUUAAAGAACUCUUAUAAGGUCUCCCCAGUGCUGCGAGACUUCCUGGAGCGGAUGCUGGUACGGGAACCCCAAGAGAGAGCCACGGCCCAGGAGCUCCUGGAUCACCCCUUUCUGCUGCAGACAGGGCUGCCUGAGUGUCUGGUGCCUCUGAUACAGCUCUACCGCAAGCAGACCUCCACCUGCUGAGUUCACACCCAGGGUGUGCCUGCCGCCUGUGCCCACAGGUCAAGGACACUGGGCAGCCAGUCCACUGGCAGGGCCUACCUGCCUUGUUCUCUCAGUAUUCUCUCCAAAGAUUGAAUGUGAAGCUCCACCCCUUCCCUCUUGCCCUUUAGCCCACUGGGCCAGGCCGGACCUGCCCCCCUCAAUCUCACUCCCCAGAGUCCCAGUUGCCUUUGGGAUGACAGUGACCCCCUUUUGCAGGUUUGGCCCUUUGCUAUUUGCACAGGGAUGUUUCUAAGAAACGUGGAGAGUGGUGCUCCUGGCCACCGGUCAGCAAAGCUGACAGGCCGCUGCAGAUUUUAAAAAGCAGUGUCCACUAGUGUUCCGGGCCACCAAGUGGGUGUGUGCCCCAUCUUCACACGGACACUUGCUAUUCUCAGUUACAGCUUCAAACCCUGGAGUCCCAGAGGGCCACGGGGAAGAAUUUUAUUACCUGAGUCCUUCUUCCUCCCUGGGUCUGACUUCUGGAAGCCCUACUUGCCCCCUGUUUCCGUCUGUCCCCCUGGCAUAACCUCUCCCCGGAAGGCCUCCACAGAACUGUGAAUUGCCUGUGUGUAGACCAUGGGAGUAGCAAGGGGAUCUUCUGAGAGAGUGUGCAGCUGAUGGUAAAAGUGGCUCCAUUUUUCAGGAUGGAGAGAACAUAUUCUCAUUCUCUCUCUCUCUCUCUCUCUCUCUCUCUCUUUUCCCUGUGUGUGUGUGUGUGUGUGUGUGUGUGUGUAGUCCCCCCAAGGCUCAGGCCUUUCCAGUUACCCACAGAGAGCUUCAGAAGAGCUGCACCCCCCAUCCCCCCCAGUCUUCUUUUCUACCAAGCUCUACUUUGAAGGGACCUGCUUUGAGGGCCUGGCUUUCUGCCUCUCAAGUUUCAUGUUAUUACCUGAACAGUGAAGGGGUGUGUGUAUGUCAAGUCUAACACAUGCUGGGGACCCCUGAAGUUUCUGAGUUUCUCCCAUACUGAGACAGGAAUUGCAUUACCUGCCAGCAACUUCUCAGUAGCCAGAUCAUCAGGGGGACCCUCUUUGGAACCCUGGGCUGGGACAGAAAGGUGAACCACCUCCUGGGGGAGGUGGGGCUCAUGUCAAGGAAUGAGUAUCUCUGUGUGUGAACCAGCUGCCCCUGCAGAUGCUUACCUGCCCCCUUGUCCCCCCUCCCUUCCCACCUUCCUGGCUGUUGUGAGACAGGAAAUGCCAAGGAAGAACUCCACUGUCUGGACCCCAUCCAGAUAAUAUUUUUAGAUUCCUCUGCUCCCUGAUGACCUGCAUUAGGGCAAAGAAAUUGCAAGGUCUUUUUUUUAAGGGUCAGAGUUUUAAAAACAAAAGCAUCUUCCCCUAGAAAUUUUUGUGAAUUGUUUGCAACUUGUGCCUGUUUUAAAUUAAACUGAAUGUUCGAACCUC